AUGUUGGGAUUCAAACAUCUCGCUUUGCGAGAAUCGUUCAACUUGAGGCUCACCUUGACGGCCUUCCUCAUUGCCGUUUCCCAGUUCAAUUUUGGAUUUGACCAACAAGGAUUCGCCUCGACCCAAUCCAUGAAUGCGUUCGACAAGCAAUUUGGCCGGUACAACGCAAAGAAGCACACCUACGAACUACCUACGGUGUGGCUGUCAUACUUUAACGGCUUCAACUACAUCACCUUUGGUUUCGGCAUCAUCUUGGGCAGCUGGGUCAGCAAGCAUUUUGGUAGAAGAAUGUGCAUGUUCACCAUGAGCCUUUGGGCACUCGUAUCUGCCACGGUCGUCAUCACAUCUACCACACCAGACCAGAUGCUGGCUGGGAGAAUUCUUAACUAUGUCUACAUUGGUAUGGAACUCGCAGUCGUUCCUGUCUAUCAAUCAGAGAUUGCCCCGGCGCGAGCACGCGGGUUUCUCGUUGGAACAUACCAGUUGAGUUUGACCAUUGGAGGUCUCGUCGUCAACUCCGUCGCACGAGGGACAGGAAGCAUGAAGAGUAAUUCUGCAUGGAGAAUUCCAUUCGGCUUGUUCUACAUUAUUCCCGCAAUUGUCGCCUCCCUGAUCUGGUUCGUGCCAGAGUCUCCUCGCUGGUUGGCCAUGAAAGACCGUCCCGAAGCUGCGUUGGAAUCCCUCCGCAAGCUGCGAGAGGGCAAAUUCACCGAGGAUGAAAUCAAAGCCGAGUUUCAAGUCAUCAUUGCAGGACUUCAGCUCCAACAUGAAAAGGGAACUUUUUUCGACAUGUGGAAAGGGGUGAACCUCAAGCGCUCCCUGGUUGUCAUUACAGCGAAUUUCUUCCUACAAUCGACCGGUCAGAUUUUUGCCUCGAUCUACGGUGCAUUAUUCGUCAAAUCCCUCGGCACCGUCAACCAAUUUACCAUCACGGUCAUUACAGCAUGCAUCAACACGGUCGUCUGCCUGAUCUCGAUGGCUCUCGUGGACAAGGUCGGUCGGCGCGUGCUUCUCCUGGUCGGAGGCACGGUGCAGUGCGCCGCCCUGUUGACGAUGGGUGGACUGGGCACGGUGAAAGAUCCAAGCAGAGGUAUCAAAUCGGGCAUAAUUGCCAUGCAAGUGGUUUACAUCACCGGAUAUUUUGUCGGCUGGGCAUCAAUCGUGCACACUCUCAGCGCAGAGCUUCCCAGUGUCAAACUGCGAGACAUGACCUACCGGACGGCUUCCACCGUGAACGUCGCGACACAAUUCGCCGUCUCGUUCUCUCUUCCAUACCUUCUCAACGCGCCCUAUGCCAAUCUGGGCUCCAAAGUCGGCUUCAUCUUUGGCUCCAUGGCCUUCUUGUCUCUGGUGUUUGCAUACUGGUGCGUGCCCGAGGUCAAGGGUCGCAGCUUGGAAGAGGUGGAUCGCCUUUUCGAGUUGGGCAUUCCGUUGCGCCAGUUUGGCACAGCCCACGUGGACUUGGAAACCAGCGUGGCACUCGGGAAGCUUGACCAGAACAAAAGUGGCGUUGCGGUUCACGUUGAACACGACAAGGGGCAGACCACGGCGGCAUGA
Molecule: messenger RNA, 1557 nt
Organism: Exophiala oligosperma
Lineage: Eukaryota; Fungi; Ascomycota; Eurotiomycetes; Chaetothyriales; Herpotrichiellaceae
Exons: 7
Coding region: 1-1557 (518 amino acids)
Biological process (GO): transmembrane transport; carbohydrate transport
Cellular component (GO): membrane
Molecular function (GO): carbohydrate:proton symporter activity
Source: RefSeq, a predicted model, not a curated record